AUGCAUCGGCAACUAUUGCUUCCUAUUCUAUGUCUAGUUUUAUUCGGAAUCAGUUUUAGUUGGGCAGCUAAUUGGGCAGUGCUUGUAGCUGGUUCUCGUGAUUGGGUAAACUAUCGUCAUCAAGCUGAUGUAUGUCAUGCUUAUCAAAUCCUACAUAAAAAUGGUAUUCCUGAUUCGAAUAUUGUUGUCAUGAUGUACGAUGAUUUAGCUCAUCAUUGGCGAAAUCCAACAAAAGGUAUCAUUAUUAAUCAUCCCAAAGGAAAUGAUGUUUACCAUGGAGUACCUCAUGACUACACUGGCAAAGAUGUGACACCAGAGAAUUUUAUGAAUGUUUUGCUCGGUAAUCAGGAAGCACUGCGCAAUAUUGGUAGUGGAAAAGUGUUGAAAAGUGGUCCCGAUGAUAAUGUUUUUAUCUAUUACACUGAUCAUGGUGCUGUGGGUUUAGUUGCUUUCCCAUCUGGCGUACUCUAUGCAAAAGAUUUAAAUCAAACUAUUAACACCAUGUAUAAUCAAAAGAAAUAUAAGCAAUUAGUUAUUUAUAUCGAAGCUUGCGAAUCCGGUUCAAUGCUAGAAGAUAUUCUAUCAGAUAAAAUAAAUGUAUAUGGAACAACAGCAUCAAAUGCUCAAGAAUCAUCAUAUGCAUGCUAUCAUGAUGUACUACGUGGUACAUAUUUAGGUGAUGUUUACUCGGUCGUUUGGAUGGAAGAUUCUGAUGCUGAAAUGAUUGAUAAAGAGACAUUAUAUCAACAAUAUUUAAUAACACAAAGUAAAACAAACGCAAGUCAUGUCAUGCAAUAUGGAGAUCUUAAUCUAGCCAAAUCUCAUAAUGUAAGUGAGUUUCAAGGUGUAGAAAAAUCAAAUGUCUCCAAGUACAAUAAUUUUAUUGAUCAAUAUAAUAAUUUACUUAGACGAGAUGCAGUUCGUUCUGAAGAUGUACGCAUUGAAAUUAUUAAACAUCGUUUAACUAUUGUUGAAGUCAAUUCAAUUGAAGAAAAAGAAUUGAAAAAUGAACUUACUCAAUUAUACAGGGAUCGAAAUAUAAUUUUCCAUAGAAUUUAUCAAAUAGCUUCAACAGUAUUAUCAUUGAAUCAUGAAAACUAUUUGGAAAUGAUUCUUGAAAAACGUAUGAAAUUGACUCAACAUGAUUGUUAUAUAUCUGUGACACAACAUAUCCAUGAAAAAUGCUUCGAUCUUCAAAAUGAAUUUGUUCUAAAUAAACUUUAUAUUAUGGCCAAUUUAUGUGAAAUCGGUUUGCUUGACAUUACUAUAAAUCAAGCUAUUGAUGAAGUAUGCAAUCAUCGAAUCUAUUUUGACUAUUAA
Messenger RNA from Rotaria socialis, 1320 nucleotides. The record is from the annotation of a GenBank genome assembly. Lineage: Eukaryota; Metazoa; Rotifera; Eurotatoria; Philodinida; Philodinidae.